Cucurbita moschata (crookneck pumpkin) is the source of this 1767-nucleotide messenger RNA. RefSeq names its product ureidoglycolate hydrolase. Lineage: Eukaryota; Viridiplantae; Streptophyta; Magnoliopsida; Cucurbitales; Cucurbitaceae. The transcript is spliced from 10 exons. The record is from RefSeq and is a predicted model, not a curated record. The coding region runs from base 127 to 1554 and encodes 475 amino acids. Gene Ontology annotation, molecular function: hydrolase activity, acting on carbon-nitrogen (but not peptide) bonds, in linear amidines.
GUAAAGGCGAGCGUCGAAUUUGCAGCCUCCAGCGGACGAGUCACGGGCCGGUUUAUCCCCGAUUCCAUCACCACUUCCCUUCCCUUGGAGUCCAAUCAUUGUCGUCCCCCGCUAUCAUCACCCACCAUGCUUCCUCUUCACCAAUGCAUCGCCCCCCUCCUACUUCACUUCAUCUUCCUCGCACCUUUUUCGCUGGCCAUAGCUCAGAAUCAUGAAGACCCAACCAUCAGAACCAUGGAGGCUUUCUCCGGCUAUCCUCUUCACGAACCCUCCUCCUCUUCUAUCCCAAACCCCAUUUCUUCUCUCCUCGUCGAUGCGGAUUCCUUGGUGAAACAGAUUGAGGAGCUUUCUACUUUCUCGGAUUCUCCUUCCCCAUCGGUUACCAGGGUUCUUUACUCUGAAAAGGAUGUAUUGGCGCGAAGGUAUGUCAAGAACUUGAUGGGGCUCUCUGGUCUCUUUGUUAGAGAGGAUGCUGUCGGUAACAUAUUCGGUAGAUGGGAGGGCUCUGAACCAGAGCUUCCUGCUGUUGCAACAGGCUCUCAUGUUGAUGCAAUUCCAUUCUCUGGCAAAUACGAUGGAGUUGUUGGUGUUUUAGGUGCUUUAGAAGCCAUCAAUGUCUUGAAAAGGUCGGGGUUCAAACCAAAGAGGUCUCUAGAAAUUAUCUUCUUUACCUCUGAGGAACCUACACGCUUUGGAAUCAGCUGCUUGGGUAGCCGCUUGAUGGCAGGGAGUGAUGCACUUGCUAAAGCUUUGGAGACAACUGUUGAUGCUCAGAAUAUAUCUUUUAUUGAAGCUGCUAGCUCUGCUGGGUACUUGACUGAUUCAGCUCAGAUAUCAACGGUGUUUCUGAAGAAAGGAAGUUACUCUGCUUUCCUGGAAUUGCACAUAGAGCAGGGGCCCAUUCUGGAGGAAGAAGGUAUAUCUAUAGGAGUAGUGACUGCCAUUGCAGCUCCUGCUAGUAUAAAGGUGGAGUUUGAAGGCACUGGAGGCCAUGCCGGUGCUGUACUGAUGCCAUAUAGAAAUGACGCUGGACUGGCAGCAGCUGAGCUAGCACUAGCAGUUGAGAAGCAUGUAUUGAGCUCUGGAUCGAUCGAUACUGUCGGUACCGUUGGUAUUCUGGAGCUUCAUCCUGGAGCAAUCAACAGCAUUCCAAGCAAAUCACAUCUGGAAAUAGACACCAGAGACAUUGAUGAAGAACGCAGAAAUACUGUCAUUAAGAAGAUUCAUGAAUCUGCAACUGAAAUAGCUCAAAGGCGACGGGUCAAACUAUCAGAAUUCAAAAUUAUAAACCAGGAUCCACCAGCACAUUCUGACAAAUCAGUAAUAGAGGCAAUGGUUUCUUCAACAAAAGAGCUCAAUCUCACACACAAGCUGAUGAUCAGCAGAGCAUACCAUGAUUCACUGUUUAUGGCCAGGAUAUCCCCAAUGGGCAUGAUAUUCAUUCCUUGCUAUAAAGGGUACAGCCACAAGCCUGAAGAAUUCUCCUCUCCCCAGGAUAUAUCAAAUGGAGUCAAGGUAUUAGCCCUUACCCUUGCCAAAUUGUCCCUGCAGUGAUAUCUUAUUCCAAAUUCCUGUAAAGUUGAUUGUUCACGUCCUUGUUUCAUUGGAGCCUUGUUCCCUGUGAACUUGUUUACAAUAAAGUUUGAAUUUUCUCCCAUUACUGAAUUUUCAUGGUGGGUGAGUUUAGAACUAGAUGAUUAGUGUGUGUGAAUGCAAAAGAAAGAGACAAGGAUCAGCCUGUUUAUCCAAUUAUAUUUGCAAUUUGAA